UUCAGGUGCUGUGUUUACAUUUGGGAAAACUCAAUUUGCUGAAAAUAUUCCCAGCAAAUUUUGGUUUAGAAAUGAUGUACCUACAUUUCUUUCAUGUGGAGAUGAGCAUACUGCUGUUGUUACAGGAAAUAAUAAACUUUACAUGUUUGGCAGUAACAACUGGGGCCAGUUGGGAUUAGGAUCAAAAUCAACUGUUAGCAAGCCAACGUGUGUCAAAGCUUUAAAACCUGAAAAAGUGAAAUUUGCGGCCUGUGGAAGGAACCACACCCUAGUUUCAACAGAAGGAGGCAAAGUAUAUGCAGCUGGAGGAAAUAAUGAAGGACAGCUGGGACUUGGUGACACUGAAGAGAGAAGCACUUUUCAUCUAAUUAGUUUUUUUACUUCCCAGCGUAAGAUUAAGCAGCUUUCUGCUGGAUCUAAUACUUCAGCUGCACUAACUGAGGAUGGAGAGCUUUUCAUGUGGGGUGAUAAUUCUGAAGGGCAAAUUGGUUUAGAAAAUGUAACCAAUGUGUGUGUCCCUCAACAAGUGACUGUUGGAAAACCUAUCUCCUGGAUCUCUUGUGGAUAUUACCAUUCAGCUUUUGUAACAACAGAGGGACAACUGUACACAUUUGGAGAACCGGAGUGUGGAAAGUUAGGUCUUCCCAAUCAGCUGCUGGUCAACCACAGAAUGCCCCAGCCGGUACCUGGAAUUCCCGGGAAGGUGGUCCAAGUAGCUUGUGGUGGAGGGCACACAGUGGUUCUUACAGAGAAAGCCGUGUAUACCUUUGGGCUGGGACAGUUUGGUCAGCUGGGUCUUGGCACUUUUCUUUUUGAAACCUCAGUGCCCAAAGCCAUUGAGCAUAUUAAGGAUCAGAAAAUAAGUUUUAUUGCCUGUGGAGAAAAUCACACAGCUCUGAUAACAGAUAUGGGUCUCAUGUAUACUUUUGGAGAUGGUCGACAUGGAAAAUUAGGACUUGGACUGGAGAAUUCUACCAAUCAGUUCAUUCCCACUCUGUGCUCUAAUUUUUUGAGGUUUAUAGUUCAAUUGGUGUCUUGUGGUGGAUGUCACACACUAGUUUUUGCCACUCCACGACUUGGUGGGACAGAAGAAAUGGAGUUAAAAGAAAUAAACAAAUCUUGCUUCUCUGCAGCAACUUCUCUGUCCCUCAGCAAUCUGAGCUCAGGAAUUGUACUGCAUCAAACUCUAUCAGCACGUGUGCGGCGGAGAGAGAGGGAGAAAUCACCUGAUUCUUUUCAAAUGACACGAACACUACCUCCAAUUGAUGGGAUUCCUAUGCCACCUGUUUGCUUUUCCCCCAGUCCAAUUCCUUUCUAUAUGGCUGCAAGUAAUUGGUCAGGGAAAAUGACACCUGAAAAGGAGGGCCUCACGCAGCCAGAACCAGAUUAUUUUCGAGAUAACAUGGCCAAAGGGAAAGAAACAGAUAAUUCUUCGGCAACAGAUUCAGAAAGCCUUGGAGAAACUACCGAUGUCUUAAACAUGACACAUAUGAUGAGCCUGAAUUCCAAUGACAAGUCCCUAAAAUUAUCACCAAUUGAUAAACAAAAGAAACAAGAAACAAUUGAGAAACUGAAGCAGCAUACAGCUCACUUUGGAAAUGAUGAUAGUAAAGGAUGUGCAAGUGAAGAGAUGUCCAAAACAGUGAAAGAGGGGAAAGCAUAUAAACAACUUUUGGCAAAAGGAAUAUACAUGACGCAAGCAGCUAUGACUAUGGAAGCAUUUUCAGAUGAGGACAUAGGUAAUGACUCAGGCCAGCCUGGGCCUCGGGCUGACACCCACGCAGAGGGUGUGCAAAGAAAGAUAUUUAGUUGUGAAAGUAAGCAUGGUCUCUAUCCACCUGACUUUAAGGCGAUAGCAAAGGAAAGUGAUGGAGGCCAAAGUCAGAAGGAUCCAGAAGCAGAAGAAACAGUCUCUGAGAAGGAAAACGAGCUGGCGGAAAUGGCAGGUCUGCAGGCUAGGAGACAAAGUGAAGAGAAUUUAAGAAAUAUUAAUAUGUUCUUUGACGACUUACCAAAUAGAGACAUGAAUAUUGAGGAUGAAGAAAGUAAAGAUUUUGUUAAGGACAGUAGGAGGAACAAACAAGAUGUGAUCUUUGACAGUGAAAGAGAAUCUAUAGAGGAGCCAGACAGUUACUUGGAAGGUGAAAGCGAAAGUCAGCAAGGUACCACUGAUGGCUUCGAGCAGCCUGAGUCAGUAGAAUUUAGUAGUGGAGAGAAAGAGGAUGAUGAUGAAGUGGAAACUGACCAAAACUUGUGGUAUAGCAGAAAAUUUAUCGAACAAGGACACAAGGAAGAGACCGAACACAUACUGUCCAAAUUCAUGGCAAAAUAUGAUUUUAAGUGUGACCACUUGUCAGAGAUUCCAGAGGAGCAGGAAGGAGCAGAGGAUUCAGAAGGAAGUGGAAUAGAGGAGCAAGAGGUAGAGGCAAAUGAGAAUGUGGAGGUGCCUGCAGGAAAAGAGGAGAAGGAAAUAGAGAUCCUGUCAGAUGACCUGACAGACAGAGCAGAGGAUCAUGAGUUUUCAGAAGAUGAAGAACCAGAGGAUAUGGCUGAGGAACUUGAUGAAGAUCUGGAAAGCAAGAAGAAUGUUCCAGCAGAUGUGGCCAGUGACAACUCCCUUAAAAAGGACGAGACAACCAAACAAGAAAAACGAGCUAUUUGUGAAUACAAUGAAAAUCCAAAAGGAAACAUGCAUUAUCAUGCAAAGAGCAGUUCUUCAGAAGUCCUGAAUGAUAGUGAAUCAACACCAAAUAAAGAUGUGAAAAAAUCAAAGAAGAUUUUCCUCUUUAAAAGGAUGUCAUUGAUGAGUCAGAAAAGUAUGCAGAGUAAUAAUGAGCCACUCCCAGAGAUAAAACCAAUAGGAGAUCAAAUAGCUUUUAAAGGCAAUAAGAAAGAUGCCAACCAGAACCACAUGGGGCAAAACCAUCAGGAUACUUCACCCCCAGAUAUGGAGAGAAGAUCAAAAUCUUGUACAAUACUAUAAAUAUAUAUUUAUGUUUCCGUGGUCACCAAGCACAUUGUAUUUUAUACUUGAAAAACAUUUUGACUUCUGAAAGAAAGUUCCUGAUAACAAACUUUUAAAGAUAUAAUAAUAUGUUUUAUUUGAUUUGAAUAUUAUGACCAGUCUUGGUAUUUAUUUAUGCUAAUAUUUUUGACGAGCAAUUUCAAAAUAAGUGUAUCUCAAACUCUCCUUCAAGUGUUGUGGCCUUAACUGUUCAGUGUUGGAAUAAAAAAUAUAUUUUUAUA
This is a messenger RNA of Canis lupus familiaris (dog), 3246 nucleotides long. RefSeq names its product retinitis pigmentosa GTPase regulator (gene RPGR). Gene Ontology annotation, molecular function: ubiquitin protein ligase activity. NCBI's taxonomy places the organism in Eukaryota, Metazoa, Chordata, Mammalia, Carnivora, Canidae. The record is from RefSeq and is marked validated. Gene Ontology annotation, cellular component: photoreceptor outer segment. Gene Ontology annotation, biological process: visual perception; protein ubiquitination; ubiquitin-dependent protein catabolic process.